AUGACCCUAGAUAUCCCUUUAAUUAGUGGUACGAAUUCCAUUAACGUUACCGCGUAUUCCAAGUUACAGUAUGAGAACACAAUCUCCUUUUACUCUCACCUACUAGGUUUAGAGCCAGUCUCAAAGUUCUCUGACUCUACAGUUUUAUCGAAUAAUUUGGUUUCGGUUACCAUUCAAUAUAUUGAAGAUGAAAAGAAGUACCGAGAAUCCAAGGAUUUAUACGAGAGUAAGAAGCUUGCUAAUGAAGACUGGCGUGCUUCAUCUAAUUCAGUUGUGUUUUCAACUUCUGAUACGCUACGUUUACAGCAACGCUUGGAGAUUCACCAAUCGUAUCCUACAGAUCUUUCUCCGAUGGAAUUGUACACUUUGGACCCUCUUGGCAAUACUAUUGGUUUUACUCAGACGAAAAACAGCCUGUCAACUUUUCCAAAUACAGGUGCAGUUCGUAGCGUAUUCAGCAGUUUGAAAUCCUCUCCCAUUUCAAAGGUAAACUCUUCAACAGACCUAAGAUCAAGCUCUUUGGAAACCUCCAAGCAGUACCCAUCGUUGCCUAAGCAACAUUCAGAUAAACCUAGAAAAGCCAUUGCAGUCAUGACAUCCGGUGGUGAUUCGCCUGGUAUGAAUGCCAAUGUCAGAGCUAUCGUUCGUACGGCGAUUUUUAAGGGUUGCCGCGCAUUUACUGUAAUGGAAGGUUAUGAAGGUUUAGUUCGCGGUGGACCUGAGUAUAUUAAAGAAUGUACCUGGGAAGACGUGAGAGGUUGGUCUACCGAAGGUGGUACUAAUAUCGGUACUGCACGUUGUAUGGCUUUCCGUGAACGUCCUGGUAGAUUGUUAGGUGCACAGCACUUGAUUGAAGCUGGUGUUGAUGCUCUAAUUGUUUGUGGUGGAGAUGGUUCUUUAACUGGUGCAGAUUUAUUUAGAUCAGAAUGGCCAUCGUUAGUGAAGGAACUGUUAGAAAACGGGAAAAUCACUAAAGAACAACAUGAUAAAUACCAGCACUUGAAUAUCUGUGGUACUGUUGGGUCAAUUGACAACGAUAUGUCUACUACAGAUGCCACUAUUGGUGCAUAUUCCUCCUUGGAUCGUAUUUGCCAGGCAAUUGAUUAUAUUGAAGCAACAGCCAACUCUCAUUCUAGAGCCUUUGUUGUUGAGGUUAUGGGUAGAAAUUGUGGUUGGUUGGCGCUAAUGGCAGGUAUUUCCACCUCUGCAGACUACAUCUUAAUUCCAGAGAAGCCUGCGUCAUCACGCGAAUGGCAAGAUCAGAUGUGUGACAUUGUCAGCAAGCACAGGGCUCGUGGUAAGAGAACUACUGUUGUUAUUGUUGCUGAAGGUGCACUUUCUGUUGACUUGUCUCCUAUCUCUCCAAAGGAUGUCCACAGGGUGUUAGUUGAUAGAUUGGGUUUGGACACUAGAAUUACCACUUUGGGUCAUGUCCAGAGAGGUGGUACUGCAGUUGCCUUUGAUCGUAUCUUGGCUACUCUACAGGGUGUUGAAGCGGUAAAUGCGGUUUUGGAGUCAACACCAGAUACGCCUUCUCCUCUAAUUGCCAUCAAUGAAAACAAGAUUACAAGAAAGCCAUUAGUGGAAUCUGUGGCUUUGACCAAGUCUGUCGCAGAUGCCAUUAAGGCUAAGGACUUCAAGAAGGCGAUGGAAUUGAGAGACACCGAAUUUGUAGAGCACUUGAACAACUUCAUGGCUAUUAACUCUGCUGAUCACGAUGCUCCAAAGCUACCAAAAGACCAGAGAUUGAAGAUUGCUAUCGUGAAUAUAGGUGCGCCAGCCGGUGGUAUUAACUCCGCUGUCUACUCUAUGGCCACUUACUGUAUGUCCCAGGGUCACAAGCCAUAUGCUAUUUACAAUGGUUGGACAGGUCUAGCAAGACAUGAAUCAGUUCGUUCUUUGAACUGGAAGGAUAUGCUUGGAUGGCAAUCUCGUGGUGGUUCUGAGCUGGGUACGAAUAGAACAACUCCAGAAGAUGCUGAUAUCGGUAUGAUCGCCUACUAUUUCCAAAAAUACAAGUUUGACGGUUUGAUCAUUGUCGGUGGGUUUGAAGCAUUCAUUUCCUUGCAUCAAUUGGAGCGCGCCAGAUCUAACUACCCAGCUUUCAGAAUUCCAAUGGUAUUGAUACCAGCUACUCUAUCCAAUAACGUUCCAGGUACCGAGUAUUCCCUAGGUUCAGAUACUGCCUUGAACGCUCUGAUGCAGUACUGUGAUGUUGUUAAGCAAUCUGCAGCUUCUACCAGAGGCAGAGCCUUUGUCGUUGCAGUCCAAGGUGGGAACUCUGGUUACUUAGCAACACAAGCUGCAUUAGCAGUUGGAGCUCAGGUCUCGUACGUUCCUGAAGAAGGUAUAAGUUUAGAGCAACUAACACAGGACAUUAAGACUUUACACGAGUCAUUCAGCAGAGCUCAUGGCAGAGGCAAGUUUGGUAAGUUGAUCUUAGCAUCCACCAACGCCUCUAAGGUCUUUACAACUCAAGUCUUAGCCAAUGUUAUUACCGCAGAGGCCAAUGGCCACUUCGAUGCUAAGUCAGCUGUUCCAGGACACGUGCAGCAGGGUGGUCUACCUUCUCCAAUUGAUAGAACUAGAGGGACUAGAUUCGCCAUUAAGGCUGUUGGCUUCAUUGAAGCAAACCAAAGCGUCAUUGCCGCCAGGACUGAGGAUGAACUAUUCGAUUUGAACGAAAAGAAAAUCUACGAAACAGCAGCAGUUUUAGGUGUCAGAGGAUCUCAUAUUAGGUUCACCUCUAUCAGGCACUUGUAUGAUAGCGAAACUGAACUAGCCAAGAGAAUGCCAAAGUUCAUUCAUUGGGAAGGAACCAGGGCUAUUGCUGACCACUUGGAAGGUAGAAAGAGGGUUACAGCAUGA
Molecule: messenger RNA, 2868 nt
Organism: Eremothecium sinecaudum
Lineage: Eukaryota; Fungi; Ascomycota; Saccharomycetes; Saccharomycetales; Saccharomycetaceae
Gene: PFK2
Product: 6-phosphofructokinase subunit beta
Exons: 1
Coding region: 1-2868 (955 amino acids)
Biological process (GO): canonical glycolysis; fructose 1,6-bisphosphate metabolic process; fructose 6-phosphate metabolic process
Cellular component (GO): 6-phosphofructokinase complex; mitochondrion; cytoplasm
Molecular function (GO): AMP binding; fructose-6-phosphate binding; ATP binding
Source: RefSeq, a predicted model, not a curated record